ACGCGACUAAAACUCGACUCCACCACCAGUUCCAGAACCACUAGAUCCAGCACCACCCAAUCCGACCGUCGGCUCGAGGGCCGUAGCUUGAGCCAACGAGGAAGCGGAUCCGGAAUCGGAAACGGUAGCGGAAGCCCGGCUCCGUCUGCGAUAUGAUGGAACGUCUGUCCACGCACCUGUCGCUCACCGGCCUAUCGCUCGCACACCCCUUGCAGUCUCACCUGAGCUCCGUGGGCUCCGGCGGUGGAUCGCACCAUCUUGGACAAUUGGCAGCGGCGGUGCAGCAGCACCACCAACACCACCAACAGCAACAGCAGCAGCAUCAGCAACAAUCGGACCAGGGUCUCAGUCAGGCGCAUCACUUGCACGGCGGACAGUUGUCACUGAACCACCAGCACCACAACCCGCACCAGUCGCCGCACCACCAGCAGCAGCACCAGCACCACCCGUGCAGCAGCAACAGCAGCAACGGUUCCCCAAACGGCUCCAGUGGCUUGGGGCUGCAUCCACACUCGGCUCUCCACCUGGCCCACCACCACUCCCAGCUGCACCAGCACCACCCGUCGGCCGGCCAGCAGCAGCAACAGACGCCGCAGGGUCAGCCAGCCGUCUCCUCCUCCUCGUCCUCCUCAACGGCGGCCUCGCACCACAGUCACUCGCUCACCCAGUCCCAGUCGCUGUCCCACCAGCCCCACACCAACGGGAGCUCACAGCUGGGCGGUGGGGCAGGUGCUGGAGCCGGGGCCUCCAACAGCCACCACAGCGGCGCAGCCACCAGUAGCGUAAUGGCGGCCGCAGCGGCUGCCCACUUGCACCACAACUCCCAGGCAUCGCCCAUCAGCAACCUGCACCAGAAUAUGGGCAGUCUCAUGAACAGUGGCAGCAGCGCCAGUGAUGUCUUCUUUAGUCUAAUGAUCCAGAACACAACGAAAAGACAAAAUGAGGAGCACAUUAAACGUCCAAUGAAUGCUUUUAUGGUCUGGUCCCGCCUACAAAGGCGCAAAAUAGCUCAGGAUAAUCCAAAAAUGCAUAACUCGGAGAUAUCCAAACGACUGGGUGCCGAGUGGAAGUUACUUACCGAGGAGGAGAAGCGACCCUUCAUCGACGAGGCCAAGAGAUUGAGGGCCAUGCACAUGAAGGAGCAUCCGGACUACAAGUAUCGGCCGAGACGCAAGCCCAAGGCCCUGAGACGAGAUGGUUAUCCCUAUCCAAUGCCAUAUCCUUCGGUUCCAGUCGAGGCACUAAGAGCAGGUAUUACCCCCGGCUACUUUGCCCCUGGACCCACUGCCGCCGCCUAUCACCUGGGCAGCCAUCUUGGCCAGACAUCGACGCCGAGCACGACGCAGGCCACCCUCUCCGGACAGAUGGACAAGUUCGCCCUGGAACGGAGCUCGUAUCUGAGCAAUGCGGCAGCAGCGGCGGCGGGCAGCCAGGCGAGUGCCUACAGCGCCUAUCUGGAUCCCAGUGUCCUCACCAAGGCCUACUUCGACUCCAAGAUGUACCAGGACCGGGCCGCCAACUAUGCCUUCGACAUAUCCAAGAUCUAUGGCGCCCAGCAGCAUGCCGCCGCCCACCACCAACAGCAACAACAUCAGCAGCAGCAGCAACAACAGUUGCUACUAGCUGGGGGCGGGGGUGGAGGCAGUGGGGGCGGCGGCGGCGGCAGUGCCAGCUCUCACAACAACAACAGCAGCAGUGGUCUGGACGAGCGGGAUGCCACGCCCCAGCUGGAGACGGGCGGCAGUCUGGUGGUGGAUGCCAAGCCGCACCUCCAUUCCCCCAGCGACGUGGGUCUGGACUACGCCCAGUAUGCCCAGCAGUACGGGCAACUGUCCACGGCAGCGGCAGGAGGCGGGGCAGUAGGCGGCGGUGUGGGUGGCGCCAUCGGGGGCUCGGGAGGCGGUGGCGGUGGGGGUGGAGGCAGUGGCGGGGCUGGUGGAGCAACCGCCGCGGACUUUCGACGACCGCUGACGGUGAUCUUCUGACCACCAUCUUCCAAUGGCAGCGAGGAGUUGAACUUGUCCAUGACCUAGGAAAAUAUUCACAAAAAAGCUCACAAA
This is a messenger RNA of Drosophila bipectinata, 2060 nucleotides long. It is a transcript of the gene Sox21b, whose product is annotated as SRY-box transcription factor sox21b. Gene Ontology annotation, molecular function: RNA polymerase II cis-regulatory region sequence-specific DNA binding; DNA-binding transcription factor activity, RNA polymerase II-specific. The record is from RefSeq and is a predicted model, not a curated record. Lineage: Eukaryota; Metazoa; Arthropoda; Insecta; Diptera; Drosophilidae. Gene Ontology annotation, biological process: cell differentiation; positive regulation of transcription by RNA polymerase II; anatomical structure morphogenesis.